Gasterosteus aculeatus aculeatus (three-spined stickleback) is the source of this 2245-nucleotide messenger RNA. NCBI's taxonomy places the organism in Eukaryota, Metazoa, Chordata, Actinopteri, Perciformes, Gasterosteidae. The record is from RefSeq and is a predicted model, not a curated record.
AUGGCUCCAUAUUACUCAAAUGACCUGAACCAGUCGUUAAAUUACACGUGCAAAGCAACCAACUUCAUCAAUACAGGGAAGCAAAGCGAGCCAGUGUGCAUAAAAGUGCUCUAUGCUCCCAGCAGUCCAUCGCUAUCCAUGAAGACCGAGGUCAGGGAAGGUCAGCUGGUCUCCAUCAGCUGCAGCGUUGAAAGCUCCCCGCCCUCAAAGCUCACCUUGACACUGACCUCAGAGUCAAAUCCUCCGUCUUCAAAGGUGCUUUUCACUCAUCCUGGUAGUGACCGGCGGCCCAACAAUCUCUACCACACGUUUCACGUCACUUCCACCCACGCUGGCUUCUACACCUGCGACGCCACCAACACCGAAGGCUCAAUGACCAGCGAACGGAAGAAGCUGGAGGUGAAAUGUGAGCAAAAGAAACUUAUGAGCGUAACAGCUCGGCCUUCCCUCGUCGUGGAGGAGAAGGAGCCGUUGACUCUGGAGUGCAGCGCCCGGUCCGACCCACCGGUGACCUCCGUCACAUGGAGGAAGAUGAGCGAUGGCGAGACCGAGAUCCUCGGGAAGACGCAGACCUUCUCCCUGAAGUCAGUCGGCCCUUCCGACAGCGGACUGUACAGCUGUGAAGCGAGCAACGACGUGGGAACCGGAAACUCACCGCAAACCGAGCUUAGAGUCAAGUAUGCCCCGAAGCUGACAAAGAUCACAGAGACGGAGCAUUGGGGGGCCGACGGCACGAGUUCUGUGACGCUGAGCUGCAGCAGCCACAGCUACCCGCCGAUCACGCAGUACUCGUGGUACAAGAACCACGAGGCAGCGAAUGAAAAGGUGUCCGACCGUCAGAACUACACGGUGCAUUCAGACCAACCGGGAUCCUACUACUGCGUCGCAACGAACGACAUACAUCAGAAAGCGUCCAGCCCCGUCCAUCUGUUUGAGCGAAACGUCUUGAAGACCGUGUUGAUCAUCCUGUUUAUAGUCUUUCCACUAACCAUUUUCUUGAUUGUCGUUGUCUAUAGACAAAAGAGGAAGCGAUCAAGUGAACAAGCAGCUACAAACACUUUCGGUUUUCUGCGCUGGUGGAACAGCAGCGAGAGGAAUCGGACGAACGGCCGCGGUGCAGAGGAUGACCUCUGGCCGGACCGUCGAAAGGCCCCAAGCAUCCAUUUAAGAGCCUUCAGACACGACUGGCAGCUUAACCGUCGUCCCUGUCAUUUACCUGCAGCCAACAUCCACAGCAUUUACUGCACGGUGAACGAGCCCUCGGGACAACCCGGUCCUCCUGCACUAAACGGAAUCACAGAGAAAGGUGUGAACACACCGGAGGAUUCCCUCAACUACGCCUCUGUGCACUUUGGAGAAAUAAACCAACGGGCAAAGGCGGGAGAAGAUGUGUAUGAUAAAGUGUCCAAGCAAAAGCCACCUAAAAAGAGCGAGGAAAGGCAGGAGGACUACGAGAACGCCAGCUCCGCCCACCUGGCCAGAGAUCCAGAUCCAUGGAGCUACGACACGGACUCCAGCGAGGAGGAGGUGGAGGUGGAGGUCCACUACUCUCAGGUGACCUUCGCGGCGAAGCCCGGACGAGGGGGAGGCGGCUGGUACUCCAGCAGCUCCGAGGGAGACGAGACGCAGUACUCUGAGGUCAAAGUGUGAGAUGGCUGAGAUGCUGCGACGGUACUUUCCAGGUGCAGCCAGUUGUUGAAACGAAACCUGAGCUUAAACCAAACAUGUGGCACCUACAUUAUAAAUGUUUAUAAGCAAAUAAAAAUACAUUUUUGUUCAAACUUCUGCUUUGUAAAAGAAAGAAGGCGUGAGCAAAAUAACAACUUUUAAAUGUUGAUAUGUUUAUGACAUUUGUCAACAGUACAGGAUGACAUGGCUUUAAUGUGGCGCAGCAGUUCCUUUACUGAUGCUUGUUUUUGACAAUAUGUAAAUCAGUUUGUGUGUGAUGUCCCAUUUCAUAACAUGCUUUCAAUUCUGCUCUUGUAUAACCGCCAACGUAUCAGAGAAUGUCCUUUUUUUUUUAUGAACAAGCUCAGCCAUAUUAUUGUAUAUGUAGAGAAAAAAAUGAAAAAGUUUUUUUUUUCUCAAAAUACUUCAUUAUUUUCUUUUAUAAACUAUUGUAUCAGUAUUUCUCUUUACACACUGUGCCAUACUCUACCUUUCCAUGGACCGUUUUAUUUGCUAUACCAUGACUUUUGUAUAAACCUUCUUGAUGUACAAGACAAUUCCUUUUUUUAACACACUA